GGAUGAAGGGCAUUUUUCCAGAAGGUCGCAUCUUUGUUCUUGUUGGGGAUUUCUCAAAUCUGGUUUUCCUGCAUCAAUCCGCUCUGGUGCAGCUGCAAUCCACUGGUAUCUCUCUAUUAGGGAUUCCUUCGUUGCUUUCAGUCGCUCGUGACCUCUCUCAGCUUCGUUCUCAAGUGUCAGUGAUUCAGAACUCCAUUUAUCCCAGAUCUAGGCAUCGGUAACCAACCCCAUUCUAGUAGACAAGUUGAUAUGAAAUCCAGAGCUGUGGGUUGUUUCAAGCUCUGCUAUUUACUUCCUUCUAGGCAAGCAUUUGCUUCCAUUUUGGUAAACCAAAAAUUAAAGGUUGCCUCUUGUUCAACUGUAAGUGCCAAGCAAGUUGAAGAGGAGGUGGGAGAAGGGCCGUUGGCACAUGCCAAUGACUCUACCGAAGUUUUCCGGAGAUGGGGUUGUGCUGAUGAUGAUAUUGCACAAAUCUUUGCACGUGGACCUUCUCUGCGCAGGAGUGACUUAAACCAACUACAAGAUAAACUCCAACUGCUACAAGGUCUAGGCAUCACAUCUCCCGACCUUGUGAAGAUCAUUAAUUGCUAUCCUCGGUUCCUCAAAUGUCGGAUCAACAACAACUUCCAUGAGCGGAUCGAGUUCUUCUUGAAAAUGUUUGAAUCAAAGGAAGUUCUUAUCAAAGCCAUUGUAAGAAACCCUUUACUUUUGACUUCUGAUUUCCAUAAUAAAAUCAAGCCUGCAAUUUCCCAGUAUGAAGAAUUGGGUCUCAGUAGAAAGGAUUUGAUUCUCAUGCUUUUAUCUCGCCCCACACUGAUCCCAAGAUCUUCAUUUAAUGAUGAGAAGAUGGGAUACAUACAAAAAACAGGGCUCACACAUGGUGACAAGAUGUACAAAUACAUUGUUACAAUCAUUGGUAUCUCACGACUUGAAACCAUCCGUCAAAAAGUAGCCAAUUUGGAAAAGUUUGGCUUCACAGAAGAUGAGACAUUCACUCUUCUUGGACGAUCUCCCCUUAUCUUAACUCUAUCAGUCGAUAAAGUGCAAAGGAACAUGACUUUCAUUUUGUGCACGUUGAGGCUGCCUGCUAAGAUUAUUCUUAACUACCCAUUUCUAGUAUACUUAAACCUUGAAGAAGUCUUGAAGCCACGGGUACUUCUCUCAGAGAAGAUGGAGGAAAUGGGUCUCCAUAUUCAGAUCAAAGGCGGUUUGAUGCUCAGGGCUCUUAGGAUGACAGAGAAGAGGUUCUUGAAGAGAUUUGUUAACAGUCAACCAAAAGAUGUUGCUGAUGAGUUGAUGCAAUUUUAUCAAAGUGCAAAAGGCAUUAAGCGUUUGGCAGAAACCUCAAGGAAGAGCCAUCGCAGGGGCUUUCCUUUCUGAACCUUAGAUAUAUCUGGUGUGGAGGCUAGACCAAUUCUAUGUCGCAAUAUGUUCUGAAUUGUAAUUGGUUCAAUCAUUCACAAACUGAUGAUUUUGGUCAUGUACAGCUCUUGGAUUCUUGCGUUGUUGUAUCAUUUGUCAGUAUGAAUAAACUUCAAAACCCAUUUGCGCAAUGCCUGUAGAUUUACCUGUUCUUAUGUAAUAGGUUAUCCAGCGCCUGCUCACUGUUCUAAUGUGUUGUUUGGAGGAUGAGCCAAGAACAUGUAACGCGUUGUCUUCUUCUUGGCACUAAUGAACACUAUUCUCGUAAGCUCAGGAAGGGUACAGAGAUUAAUCUGUGGGAUUUUGAAUGUUGUAGGAAGAGUAGGAAAGCUUGUUUAGGAUUUUAUUUGUAUCUUUUUUAAAAUUUUGUACAGCAAUGGAACAAUGAACAACUGUUUGGUUC
Molecule: messenger RNA, 1825 nt
Organism: Cucurbita maxima (winter squash)
Lineage: Eukaryota; Viridiplantae; Streptophyta; Magnoliopsida; Cucurbitales; Cucurbitaceae
Exons: 2
Coding region: 250-1380 (376 amino acids)
Biological process (GO): chloroplast organization; regulation of DNA-templated transcription
Cellular component (GO): chloroplast
Molecular function (GO): double-stranded DNA binding
Source: RefSeq, a predicted model, not a curated record